AGCAACCCUGUCUGCAGCGCCGUAGCCUACGGUCAGGCCUGGUGUCCGCGGACUCCGCUCUCUACUCAUCUAUCUGCCCGACGCCGGUGGGCAAAGGCGCCCCGACCGGCUGCUGUCUUCGCAGAGGCUGGGAGCGGGCUGCUUGGGCUCGUGCGGUCUCGGCGGCGAAGACUCCUAAGCUUGACAGCUCGGGAGGGACCAUGGCCCAGGCGGCGCCAGCUCCGCCGCAGGAAUGGAUGAUGGGGUCGGACCUCCAACGAGAGGCCCAGAUCCAGUCGGCCGAGAUUUCCCUCCUGGCCAUUGUGGCCACCGUUCAGGCCAUGGAGAAGAAAGUGGAGGCACAGGCCACUCGACUGCAGAACCUGGAGGGGCGCGCGGGGAACUCUGAGAAGAAGCUGGUGGAUUGUGAGAAGAUGGCAGCCGAUUUUGGGAACCAGCUGGAGGGCAAGUGGGCUGUGCUGGGGACGCUGGUGCAGGAAUACGGACUGCUGCAGCGGCGCCUGGAGAAUAUGGAGAACCUGCUGCGGAACCGCAACUUCUGGGUCCUGCGGUUGCCCCCCGGCAGCAAGGGAGAGACCCCCAAACUGCCCGUGAGUACUGACCACUCAGCCGUGUGCUCCCCAGAGCAGGAGUGGGGCAUCUUGGAAGACUUGCAGAAGGGACUUUGCAGGCGCCCUGAACCAGGGAGCCCCGAAGCCCUGGCCUGCAUGGAGCCAGGCUCGCCAGCCUCGUCUCCAACACUUUUGCCCUGGAUCAAGCAAGAAAAAGGGACACAAGGGAGACACCACGCCAGUCCUGGGGAGAAGCCCCCUGCACACCUCUGCUCAGCAGAGAACUGCUUGGUCAGCGAAGAGAAGAAUAUGGAGGGACCCGAGCCAGCCUGGACAGCCGAUGGGGGAUACAGCAAGGAGCCCAUCGCAGAAGGCACCUGUGGGGACCAGCCUCUCCUGAGGGAUGCCCCCAAUCAUCUCGUCUCCACGGAGAGAGGGGGGACCAAUCUCCCUUUGGGCCGGAAGGGCUCAGGGGCACCAGCCACAGGGAGCACAGAACAGUAUGGCCAGAGCAUCGCCCUGAAGGAUCCCGGGGCACUGCACCCACGAGCCCGCCAGAGCCUGCAGCAGUGGUCCCAGGGACUGGCACCCCCACCCACCACCCUCGCCAGCCCUCGCGGCGCACCCUCGGCCCCGCGCGCCUACACGUGCGCUCAGUGCGGCAAAAGCUUCGUGCACCAAUCCACGCUCACAACGCACUACCGCACACACACAGGCGAGAAGCCGUAUCCCUGUGCCCAGUGCCAGAAGCGCUUUGGCCGCCUGUCCACGCUGCUGGAGCACCGGCGCACGCACACGGGUGAGAAGCCUUUUCAAUGCGCACAGUGCGACAAACGGUUCGGUCGCCUGUCCACGCUGGUGGAGCACCGGCGCACGCACACGGGCGAGAAGCCCUUCCAGUGUGCACACUGCGACAAACGCUUCACGCGCCUGGCCAACCUGACCGUGCACCAGAACGUGCACCCGGGCGAGCGCACCUUUCAGUGUGCGCAGUGUGCCAAGCGCUUUGCGCAAAAGGCCGCUUUCCUGCGACACCUGCGCGCCCACUCGCAGGAGAAGCGCUUCGCCUGUGGCCAGUGUGGCCGGAGCUUCACCUGUCGCUCCUGGCUUGAACGCCACCAGGACAGCCACGCCAUCCCUGCCAGCCCGGCCUGUGCCGCCUGCGAGAGGGGUUCCCUGGCCCAAGACGCCUCUGCGGGGGCAGGGUGGGGCCGACCACCCCAGGACCCCUCCACCAUUCUGGGUUCUGAGAAUUCACCGACUGACCAAGGCCAAAGGGGACGUCCUGGAACCAGGCAGCCCAGUGGCAGCGAUCUGGGAGGCCCCGGGGGUUCUCUGCAUAGGUCUCUCUCCCGAGUGAAGAUGGAAAAUGCUGGAUAGCACCCCGGGAUCUCCUUCCUCCAAGGACCAUGAAGGUGGAGGGGCGCAUGGUGCCUGGUCGGUCUUCCAUAAAGGCCAAUCCUU
Messenger RNA from Suncus etruscus (white-toothed pygmy shrew), 2015 nucleotides. RefSeq names its product zinc finger protein 282-like. The record is from RefSeq and is a predicted model, not a curated record. The coding region runs from base 201 to 1931 and encodes 576 amino acids. The transcript has 5 exons. Lineage: Eukaryota; Metazoa; Chordata; Mammalia; Eulipotyphla; Soricidae.